AUGUGUUACCCUGAUGACGCAUGUGUCUACCCACAGGAGAGAGGUAGAGGGUUUGAGCUGCAGCAGUGGGCAUCAGGUGAGCCCUCCUUCACUGCAGAACUGGAACGUGUCAUCGCUUACAUUACCACACCACAGGUACAUAACCAUGCCCACUUUACACCCAGGCCCACACGUCAUAAAUAAUUCAGAUAGAAAUGCACUGUAUAUAACAGACCUGGGUCCGUAGUCAUGAAGCGUCUUAGAGUAGGAAUGUUGAUCUAGGAUCAGGUCCCUCCUGUCCAUAUAAUAUUUUUCAUUAUAUUAUAUUUUUCAUUAUAAAACUGAUCCUAGAUCAGACCUGAGUUUCAAAUACUUUAAACAUUUGAUCAACUACGUGUGCCUGUUUGAGCUUGCCUGGCUUAAUAAACCAAUAAUAAACUCCUAAAACUGCAAAGCCUGCCAGUCUGGCACGCCAGGCAGACUCAAGCAAACGCUCAAUGUAUUAGAAAUGAUUAUUCAAGUACUUGAACCCAGGUCUGUCCUAGAUCAGCACUCCUACUUUGUGAAGCUUGACACAUACAGCCUAGGUUCUGAAGUAUUUCAUCAUAUUUCAAAGAUGCUGGGGUCAGAGAGUAAUGACAGUGUGGUAUUUGAGACCAGACACUUAACAUGUCACUGUAAACCAUUAUAUAUGUUUGAACUAAAAACCUCUGAACCAGGGUUUCCCAACAUGUUAGAGAACAUCAGUGGAAAAAAGCCCCCUAAAAAACAGAUUUGGGGCAACAGACAGCAUAAAAAAAAUAUUUUUCUCAACGUCCCCUCUCUCGCUCAGACAGGAAGUCUGUGUCACAUGACUUCCUCUGGGCCUAAUGAUGACUCAGCACUUCCAUUCCUCCUCCAGCCAGGCCCCUCAUUGCUCUGUCCUGUCCCCCUGCAGGUGAACUGUUCCCGGGUGCUGCUACCAGGCGAGUCACACGCUUCACAGGUCUCUGGAGCUCUCUGGCUGCUUUGUGUGGAGGGCUGGAGCCUGCCAAGCCAGGGUCCUCCGUGUGUAGCAUACUCUUUCAGGUGUGUGUAUGAGUGUGUCUGUGCGUCUCUGUAUACGUGCCACUGGAACUUCAAUACAAUGUAGCCUAUUCUAUAGCAAUGUGAACCAAACAGUUUAUUACCAUCAUUAUACAAUAUCAUAACAUCACUGACAUGCUCCCUCCCCGAAACUUGUUAAUAAUGUAAAACAGUUUUAAACAAAUCAUAAUCUCUUCCUCACUCCCAUAUCUCUCUCUUAUCUACAACUCUCUCUCUCCAUCUCUCUGUCUCUGUGUGUAGUAUGGAUGAAGGUGAUACAGGGUUCCUAGAGGCUCUCUCAAAGGCCUGUGAAGUCCACAGAUUUGACCCCAGUGGUCACCAUGGUGACAGAGCCAGCAGUGGUUACCGUAACCGUGGUGACGAUGGUUCUGGUGGUUUCCGACAGCACCGGGUGUGGCUGGACUGGCGAGCAGCGAGAGGACGCAAGCAGAAGAAGAAGGGGGUUCUGGGUAGCGGGUCCCGGACACUCGAGGACAUCAUGGAGACUCUGGGACAUCACACGGUAAAAGCCAAUUUAUGGUCAAUCCGUGUUCUGCAGUGGCCAUACAGCAUUUACGGUGAUGCGGCCUCUGCAGAAGUCAGAGCAUUCAUACUUCUUGCGCUUCGGGGAGCUGUCAUACACACCCAAUAAAUUAGUCUGCACUCAUAGUGAUUCAGGGCUAAUCUCUAUAGCCAUCCAGCUAUCCAGCAACUUUACACAGCCAUUGAAGAGGAGUGGGACAACAUUCCACAGCCCACAAUCAACUGCCUGAUCAACUCUAUGUGAAGGAGAUGUGUCGCGCUGCAUGAGGCAAAUGGUGGUCACACCAGAUACUGACUGGUUUUCUGAUCCACACCCCUACCCAGAUUAGUUGAAUGUGCGCUAAUCCAGCAUCCUUCCAUCCCCCACAGUCUGCAUUCCAUUGACAUCGUUACUGCAUCUAUCCCCAUUACCUCCCCGUUCAAACUAAUUUUUGUGUCUUUGAAAUCCCUACACGAGGUAUCGUAAAGAUGUUUAUAUUUGUGAACUUGUCCUGAUAGUCUUUCGUCAAAGUUCUGCAUGUUUGUUGUGAAGGAAGUUGUCAAGGAAGUGAGUUUAUGUUUAUACAGGAUGUACCGCCCCCACCUACCAUCAACCAAUCAUGUCAAUGCGGAGCUAUUCGGCGCUAUGUAGAGCCCUCCGCAUUGUAAAAUAAUUUGGGAGGCGCACGGCAUCGCCAUACAGAACUCGAUUUGGCCUCCGCAAGCCUCCAGAGGCUCUGCAAUUGCGUCACACCCUCCGUACAGAGCCUCCGGACCACUUUUCCGGAUCAAGCAUAAAUCGGCUUUUACACACACAGACACACGCACGGUCACUCACACAGCAACACUGUAACACAUACAGUAACUCACACUACAGUACACAACAGACAUACACACGUAACAUUCACAGUACUCACAGACAGGGCUGCCUGCACUCCCGUUUCCAUGGCAACAGGGAUGAGAGCUGACCCUGGCUGCCAUAGCAACAGUGAAUCACACCACUGCUGCAGUUACACACUGCAACCACUGGAGGGGAGUGAAACAUUCACUUUUUCUUUCUUUCUUCCUUCUCCCAAAUCGAUCCCACUAGCCCAGCGUUUCGCAAACUCGGUCCUCGGGACCCCAAGAGGUACACGUUUUGGAUUUUGCCCUAACACUACACAGCUGAUUCAAAUGAUCAAAGCUUAAUGAUUAGUUGAUUAUAUGAAUCAGCUGUGUAGUGCUAGGGCAAAAACCAAAACGUGCACCCCUUGGGGUCCCGAGGACAGAGUUUGGGAAACCCUGCACUAGCUCCUGUGUACAUCGCAGACUAUUGGUUAGGUAUAAGCAAGGCCUCCUUGCUCGCACAAGCUUUUUCAGUUCUGGCCACAAAUGUUCUAUAGGAUUGAAGUCAGGGCUUUGUGAUGGCCACUCCAAUACUUUGACUUUGUUGUCCUUAAGCCUUUUUGCCACAACUUUGGAAGUAUGCUUGGGGUCAUUGUCCAUUUGGAAGAACCAUUUGCGACCAAGCUUUAACUUCCUGACUGAUGUCUUGAGGUGUUGCUUCAAUAUAUCAACAUAAUUUUCCUUCCUCAUGAUGCCAUCUAUUUUGUGAAGUGUACCAGUCCCUCCUGCAGCAAAGCACCCCCACAGCAUGAUGCUGCCACCCCCAUGCUUCACGGUUAGGAUGGUUGGUGUUCCUCGGCUUGCAAGACACCCCCCUUUUUCCUCCAAACAUAACGAUGGUCAUUAUGGCCAAACAGUUCUAUUUUUGUUUCAUCAGACAAGAGGACAUUUCUCCAAAAAGUACAAUCUUUGUCCACAUGUGCAGUUGCAAACCGUAGUCUCUUUUUUAUGGCGGUUUUGGAGCAGUGGCUUCUUCCUUGCUGAGCGGCCUUUCAGGUUAUGUCGAUAUAGGACUCGUUUUACUGUGGAUAUAGAUACUUUUGUACCUGUUUCCUCCAGCAUCUUCACAAGGUCAUUUGCUGUUGUUCUGGGAUUGAUUUGCACUUUUCGUACCAAAGUACAUUCAUCUCUAGGAGACAGAACGCGUCUCCUUCCUGAGCGGUAUGACAGCUGCGUGGUUCCAUGGUGUUUAUGCUUGCGUACUAUUGUUUGUACAGAUGAACGUGGUACCUUCAGGCGUUUGGAAAUUGCUCCCAAGGAUGAACCAGACUUGUGGAGGUCUACCAUUGCUUUUCUGAGGUCUUGGCUUAUUUAUUUUGAUUUUCCCAUGAUGUCAAGCAAAGAGGCACUGAGUUUGAAGGUAGGCCUUGAAAUACAUCCACAGGUACACCUCCAAUUGACUCAAAUGAUGUCAAUUAGCCUAUCAGAAGCUUCUAAAGCCAUGACAUCAUUGUCUGGAAUUUUCCAAGCUGUUUAAAGGCACAGUCAACUUAGUGUAUGUAAACUUCUGACCCACUGGAAUUGUGAUACAGUUAAUUAUAAGUAAAAUAAUCUGUCUGUAAACAAUUGUUGGAAAAAUUACUUGUGUCAUGCACAAAGUAGAUGUCCUAACCGACUUGCCAAAACUAUAGUUUUUUUAAAAGAAAUUUGUGGAGUGGUUGAAAAACGAGUUUUAAUGACUCCAACCUAAGUGUAUGUAAACUUCCGACUUAAACUGAAUAUACACACACACUGAUGAAACAUAGCCCCGAGCUGUCUUUUCAUUGUUUUGCUACUUUUUAAUGACGUGUAUAUAAACACAUAUGGUUGUCUGUUUUUGCCAGGUGGACUUCCUGUAUGCUGACCUGCUGAGUGCUGAGUGGAGGGUUCUGCAGAACUGGGCGGAGCUCGGAACUCUAGGGCGCGUCAGUCACCUGGUUGCCACGGUGCACCUCCAGUGGGCCGGCUUUGAGGUCGGCGGGACAGAGGCUGAGGUGGUCCGUUAUUGGUUCAGCGUUCUACAGGGGCUCCAGGACGCUGCGUUUCGAUUGGUCCAUAGCUCUCCGGGGGCGGGAAAAAGCGUCCUCCGGCACAAAGUGGAAAACGCACACAGCUCUUAUACACUAAGCUGGGUUAACACUGGGCCUAUACACUGA
This is a messenger RNA of Coregonus sp. 'balchen', 4586 nucleotides long. Lineage: Eukaryota; Metazoa; Chordata; Actinopteri; Salmoniformes; Salmonidae. The record is from the annotation of a GenBank genome assembly.